AAGCUUCUCGCAUCAUCACACCGGCACAUUACUCAACACCCACUACCUCAAGAGCCCAAUCAGUACUCGCUCCUGCCAGCUUCAGCUACCCCAGCUGCGUCGAACAUUCAGACAUAUAAAGAGUUGGGGAAUCCGCACUUGAUCGCUCAACCCUUCCAUCCAACAUCUGCUCCAACAUUCUCACUAUCGAUAUGCACACCACUGGACACUACCCAUUCCACACACCCGCACCCGCAAUGACUUCGGCAACCCACUACAACACCCGCCCGGUCCCCAGGGCAACGAAUUCGUCGCCCACAGAAUUCAGAGGCAGCACGAACCCGGAUGAGGAUUGGACCAAGAUCUCGGAUCUUGCUGAGCGCCGAAGGAUUCAGAACCGCAUUGCUCAGCGCAACUACCGUAUGUUUUCCGCAGUCACUGCUGCCACCGCAGUUCAAUAUAGGGAAUAGAGAGAAACUAAAAGCUCCCAACAGGCAAGAAGCUGAAGCGCCGCCUUGAGGACCUCGAGCGCCGCGCCGCGUCUCGCUCCAUCUCCCCCAACGGCGAGGACACGGAUGGGAGAUCCACCCGGGAAUCAUCAGCAGAGCAGCCCAUCGUCUCUCCCCCACCCCCGCCACCGCAGGUCCUCUCUGAGGCCCCAUUAUCGAGGGAGAACUACCUUCCCCCACUGAACAACCCAGCAUACACCAGCACCGCCAGCUACCCAUCACAGUAUCGCAGUGCGGCCAGCAGCAACUCCAGCCCAUUCUCAUCAUCAUCACCCACCCCCUACUACCCAUCAGCCGGCGCACCCAUCAACGAUGCAGCAUCAUUAUCGCACUACGAGCCUCCGAGCUCGCACUACAUGUAUGCCUACUCGCAACCAACACUGUCUUCAGUAGUGGAGGCGACCUGCGGAUCCGGAAUCGGUUCAUCGGGGCCAGAACACACCUAUCUUCCUCUCCCCUCGACGAGAAUCUCGUCCAACAACUAUCAUCACUCGUACAGCGAUUACAUCACUCCUAAGACUGCUUCGGUUUUCGACGAGAACUCGAUGAAUCCCUUUUACCUCAGCUACGCCGGUUUAGCUGGUAAGUCCCUAUUCCCCAGUGUCUCGGGAGAGAAAGAAAAAACAAAAAAACAGGCGCUAACAAACCCACUCCAGAGUCUCCAGAUCCUUCAUUCUUCACUUCGCAAUACUACCACGAUGACCAUUCAUCACCGUCGUCCACGACUUCGGCACACUCCCCGCCGUUAGCCAUCAAAUCCGAAUGAAGAAUUACUCACUUCCUUCCCCAACCAACCUUGUACUUCAGUGUAAUUAUAAUGAAUUAGAUCUUGUGAGCUGGG
Tuber aestivum (summer truffle) is the source of this 1329-nucleotide messenger RNA. The record is from the annotation of a GenBank genome assembly. Lineage: Eukaryota; Fungi; Ascomycota; Pezizomycetes; Pezizales; Tuberaceae.